Molecule: messenger RNA, 2857 nt
Organism: Beta vulgaris subsp. vulgaris (sugar beet)
Lineage: Eukaryota; Viridiplantae; Streptophyta; Magnoliopsida; Caryophyllales; Amaranthaceae
Product: wall-associated receptor kinase-like 20
Exons: 4
Coding region: 431-2431 (666 amino acids)
Biological process (GO): protein phosphorylation
Molecular function (GO): protein kinase activity; ATP binding
Source: RefSeq, a predicted model, not a curated record
UCCAAUCACCAGCCACCCACGUGUAUGAUAAUUUUUUUGAAAAAUGAGACGAACAAGUUAAAAUGAGACGGAAUAGUGCCCACUAGCCGAGGUCAUCAACCAUUCGAAGCAACAUAUACCGAACUCUGCUCCCUCUUAGAUUUGCACUCACCGGGAAAAAGGUACAAUUUGGUCCCUCAGAGAUCAUAACCAGAUCGAAUGAGAUAAGUGUCGGAUGCUACUUCUAUGGUGGGUGAACAACAAAUCCGACGACAAUGUUACUGUAAAGUAUAUAUCAGGAGAUCUCAUGCUAGUGAAACGCACAGUGCGCGAAAAGGAGGAGAUCAAGUGGAAAGCUGAUCGAGGCAAAAAUACGAGUCUCUCUAAUAACCUAGUGUAAAUUAACUGCCAGCAUCUUUCAACACAGCUCACCUUCUGCAGCUCCAUUCGCAUGAUGCGCAUGAUGAGGGCAGUCCUGCAGCUCAUUGUAGCAACGCUUUUCUGCUUAACCAGCACAGUCAUUGCAAACUUAGGUUGCCCGAACUGUGGUGCUACACAUGUGCCUUUCCCACUCAGCACUUCACCCACCUGUGGCCAUCCAUUAUAUAAGGUUCGGUGCACUAAAGGAACAUUAUGGUUCGAUACACUUAAUGGUUCGUCCUACGUCGCAAAGUCCAUUAAUCCACAGAUGCAACAGCUGGUAAUUCGCCCUCAAACCGUUGAUGGGAAUACAUGUAUCAACUCUGAUUUCCACGCUGGAGGAAUCUGGCUUGAUGAAAAGCUCCCCUUCAAUAUCAGCAGCCGGAAUACUAUUCUGAAAAUUAACUGUACAACUCUUGCUUAUGAUUCAACCAUGAACUGUUCCUCUAACAACAUAUGCUACAGGCAUGACUCUAUUUUCUUUACAUAUGUACCAGCAUGUUUCUAUUUACAAAUGAAGUCAGACUUUUCUUCUUUUAGGUAUAUAAAAGAAAACCAUGAGGUAGCAGCAAGAUGUGGUGAUACACAUGUAUGUUGCUCGUUUACGGGUGGGGGUUCCCAAAACGAUCAUAACGUGAAGAUAACGCCAGAAAAAUGUGCAGCAUACACGAGUUUCGUAGGAUUGCCAUUGGAUACUAUAAAGCCAGUAAGUAAGUGGCCAGAUCCAGGCGUAGAGAUUCAGUGGCUGCUGCCUCCGGAACCAGAUUGCUCGUCAAAUUGGGACUGCAAGAAGUUGCCAAAAUCUUCAUGUAUGCCUGAUGUUGCAAGUGGAAAGAGGCGGUGCCUGUGCAAAACACAAUAUCAGUGGGAUCCCAUUCAUGGAAUGUGCUCUAAAGUGACAUGUCAAACUAAAAAAUGUCGCGGAGAGAGAAUGCGAAAACACGUGGCCAAAGGUUUGAGUUACACAGGAGGUACAAUAGCAAUUUUAGGAUCCUUUGCAAUCCUUAUAUACAUCCAGAUCGAGCGAAUCAAGCGACAGGCCCAUGAAAGAUUAGUUCAAGAACGCAGACAGAUCUUAAAUGCAAACAAUACAAGUGGGAGAUCAGCUAAACUUUUCUCAGCAAAAGAGAUAAAAGGAGCAACAAAGAAUUUCUCGAAAGAAACUGUCCUUGGUUCAGGGGGAUUCGGUGAGGUUUACAAGGGUAAGUUAAAAGAUGGGACCGCUGUAGCUGUAAAAAGGGCAAAAUUUGGGAAUACAAAAGGUGAUGAUCAAUUGCUUAAUGAAGUUCGAGUUCUAUGCCAAGUAAACCAUCGGAAUUUGGUUAGGCUACUUGGAUGUUGUGUUGAGUUGGAGGAACCUGUUCUCGUGUACGAGUACAUCCCCAAUGGCACACUCUAUGAUCAACUACACGGCUCUGCUAAUAACGACAUAAAGAGGGCACCUCUAGAUUGGAAACAUAGAUUGGCUAUUGCUCGUCAGAUAGCUGAAGGCCUUGCGUAUCUUCACUUUUCUGCUGUUCCUCCUAUUAUACAUAGAGAUAUCAAAACAAGCAACAUCUUACUCGAUGACAGACUAGACGUCAAAAUCUCAGAUUUUGGCCUCUCAAGGCUAGUUGAUGUGGAGGCUACACAUAUGACCACUUGCGCUCAGGGAACUUUGGGGUAUCUUGAUCCUCAGUAUUAUAAGGACAUGCAAUUGUCCGAUAAAAGUGAUGUGUAUAGUUUUGGCGUAGUUGUGCUAGAGCUUCUUACUUCACGGAAAGCUAUUGAUUUUAACAGAGAGGUAGAAGAUGUAAGCCUUGUUUCGUACAUGAAGAAAAUGGGAAACAUACAGACGUUAAUGGAUGCAGUUGAUCCUUUUCUUAAGGAAGGAGCCACCAAAUUGGAGUUGGAAACUAUUGAAGCUAUAGCAAUUUUGGGGAUUAAGUGUGUGGGUGAUCACAGGAAAGAUCGUCCUUCUAUAAGAGAAGUCACGGAGGAGAUAGAGUAUAUGCUUCACAUCAUUGAAGACGAGGGUCACCUUGUAUCAUAAAUGAGUCACUUAUAUAGUUUCUUUGAAUAAUAAUGUUCUUCAAUUUUCAGCAAAGAACACUUGGCUCAAUCCAUUGCCUGGCUAAUAAAUUACAUUAUGGAUAAAUAUUUGGUCGGUGAAUGGAAAGAUAGGAAAGCAGCAAUGUCACAUAAGCAUACAUCAUUGAUAAGCGGGGGUUGUCGAGAGAGAGGGGCUCUGCCUUCUCUCUAGAAAACCCCAACCCUAGAAAGUUCCCCAAUUCAAAUUUUCAAGUCUUUCGCAUCCUAGAAUUAUCUUCAGUCCUGUUAUUUAUGUUGUGCAUGUACAUGUUAUGUUUUGAUGAUGAAAAUUAUAUAAUAUGUUAUAGUAUGAAAGUAUGUAACAGUUGCAACAGAUGCAUGAAGAAAGGAAUUAAUAAAUGAAGACUUUGAAGAAAAGAAGAAUCAA